Messenger RNA from Arabidopsis thaliana (thale cress), 3053 nucleotides. It is a transcript of the gene CNGC6, whose product is annotated as cyclic nucleotide-gated channel 6. Gene Ontology annotation, biological process: monoatomic ion transmembrane transport; monoatomic cation transmembrane transport; transmembrane transport. The coding region runs from base 569 to 2881 and encodes 770 amino acids. Gene Ontology annotation, molecular function: voltage-gated potassium channel activity; monoatomic ion channel activity. The transcript has 7 exons. The record is from RefSeq and is marked reviewed. NCBI's taxonomy places the organism in Eukaryota, Viridiplantae, Streptophyta, Magnoliopsida, Brassicales, Brassicaceae. Gene Ontology annotation, cellular component: plasma membrane; membrane.
CAAGUUCGGAAAAAACAAACAGGAGACAGCACAGGAAGCGGGUGGGACCCGACUCGGACAGCAAGAAGAAGAAAGUCAAUUUUUUGGACACAAGACAGAAGAAGACACCUUCACUUUCUUCUCUGCCCGUUUUUUAACAAUUUGUGCUCUUCUUCUUCCGUUUCUUCUUCGCCGUCAGAUUCGACUGUAACUGUAAGUUCUUCUUCUUCUUCAUGUUCCUCCUGAUCUCAGUCGCUGAGCUUGAUUAGAGUUUGCAAUUGUUUGACUUUGGAUUCGAUUUAGGCUAUCUUAGAAAUGAGUUUGGUUCGUUUUGUGUAGCUAAAGUUUCGAUUUUUGUUUCUGGGUUUUAAAUUUAUCAUCUUUUAUGAAUCUGGUGAAAUGAUAAAUUAGCUCAAGUAACCUAAUUUCAGAACCCAAUCGCUUUGAUUUGCAAAAAAAGAAAAACUCCUCCUUAGUUCCAAUUAGGUAACUCCUAAAAUUAUAGCUGAAAAGGGUUCGCUAGUGAUUCUCUUCUUGAUGAUAAUUUGUCUCAAAAGCAGUUUUUUUAGGAUUCAUGAGUUAAAAGAGUAUGUUCGAUACUUGUGGCCCAAAAGGAGUCAAAUCUCAAGUCAUCAGUGGCCAACGCGAGAACUUUGUGAGGUUAGAUAGUAUGGACUCAAGGUACUCGCAAAGUUCCGAAACGGGUCUAAACAAAUGCACAUUGAAUAUACAAGGAGGACCUAAACGUUUUGCUCAAGGAAGCAAAGCAUCAUCUGGAUCUUUUAAGAAAGGGUUUAGAAAAGGAUCAGAGGGGCUUUGGUCUAUAGGUCGAUCGAUUGGACUCGGUGUUUCGCGCGCUGUGUUUCCAGAAGAUCUUGAAGUAUCAGAGAAGAAGAUAUUUGAUCCACAAGACAAGUUUCUUUUACUCUGCAACAAGUUGUUCGUCGCUUCGUGUAUACUCGCAGUAUCCGUUGAUCCUCUCUUCUUGUAUCUUCCUUUCAUUAAUGAUAAAGCGAAAUGUGUUGGUAUAGAUCGGAAACUGGCUAUUAUAGUAACUACAAUAAGGACAGUUAUAGAUUCGUUUUAUCUCUUUCAUAUGGCUCUACGGUUUAGAACAGCUUAUGUUGCUCCCUCGUCACGGGUUUUUGGCCGCGGAGAGCUUGUUAUAGACCCGGCGCAGAUAGCUAAGCGGUAUCUGCAACAGUAUUUCAUCAUUGAUUUACUUUCUGUUCUUCCGGUUCCACAGAUUAUAGUUUGGAGAUUCCUCUAUACUUCGAGGGGUGCGAAUGUACUGGCGACAAAACAAGCACUUAGAUAUAUCGUUUUAGUUCAGUAUAUUCCGCGGUUUCUUCGAAUGUAUCCUUUAAGUUCAGAACUGAAGAGAACUGCCGGGGUAUUCGCUGAAACUGCGUGGGCGGGUGCAGCGUACUACUUGUUGCUUUACAUGCUCGCAAGUCAUGUUAGCAUCCAAUUUUCUUGUACCAUACUGUAUCCGUUUUUAUGUUCUCAUAAGUUCAUGUGUAUGCAGAUUGUUGGGGCUUUGUGGUAUUUGCUUGCUUUAGAACGCAAUAACGACUGUUGGAGUAAGGCUUGCCACAAUAACCAGAACUGUACUAGAAACUUCUUGUUUUGUGGUAACCAAAAUAUGAAAGGUUAUGCUGCUUGGGACAAUAUUAAAGUUUCGUAUCUUCAACUAAAGUGCCCUGUCAAUGUCCCCGAAGAUGAAGAACCUCCUUUUGAUUUUGGAAUCUACUUAAGAGCACUCUCCUCUGGCAUCGUCUCGUCUAAGAACUUUGUCUCUAAGUACUUCUUCUGUUUGUGGUGGGGACUACAGAAUCUUAGUACACUUGGUCAAGGGCUUGAAACCAGCACAUAUCCUGGAGAGGUUAUAUUCUCUAUAACACUUGCUAUUGCUGGACUUCUACUAUUUGCACUUCUCAUUGGAAACAUGCAGACUUAUCUUCAAUCGCUUACCAUUCGGUUAGAAGAAAUGCGAGUAAAAAGACGUGACUCAGAACAGUGGAUGCAUCAUCGAAUGCUUCCACCAGAACUGCGGGAACGGGUUAGACGAUAUGACCAGUACAAGUGGUUGGAGACGCGUGGAGUUGAUGAAGAGAAUCUUGUUCAGAAUCUCCCAAAGGAUCUUAGAAGAGAUAUCAAACGUCAUCUCUGUCUCGCGUUAGUCCGAAGAGUUCCAUUGUUUGAGAAUAUGGAUGAGAGGCUGUUAGAUGCAAUCUGUGAGAGGCUUAAGCCAUGUCUGUUCACUGAGAAGUCGUACUUGGUUCGUGAGGGAGAUCCAGUCAACGAGAUGCUCUUCAUUAUCCGUGGUAGGCUCGAAAGUGUAACCACUGAUGGCGGUAGAAGCGGAUUCUACAACCGGAGUUUACUUAAAGAAGGAGAUUUCUGCGGUGACGAGCUUUUGACAUGGGCGCUUGAUCCCAAAUCCGGUUCUAACCUCCCUUCCUCUACAAGAACCGUGAAGGCCUUAACCGAAGUGGAAGCUUUCGCUCUGAUAGCCGAUGAGCUGAAAUUCGUGGCAAGCCAGUUCAGGAGACUCCAUAGCAGACAAGUACAACACACGUUCAGAUUCUAUUCACAGCAAUGGAGGACUUGGGCCGCUUGCUUCAUGCAAGCAGCAUGGCGACGGUACAUAAAGAGGAAGAAAUUGGAGCAACUUAGAAAAGAAGAGGAAGAAGAAGAAGCGGCAGCAGCAUCAGUUAUAGCAGGAGGAAGUCCUUAUAGCAUAAGAGCAACGUUCUUGGCUUCAAAGUUUGCGGCAAAUGCACUUCGUAGCGUUCACAAGAACCGGACCGCGAAAUCAACAUUGUUGUUGUCAUCUACUAAAGAAUUGGUGAAAUUUCAGAAACCUCCAGAACCAGAUUUCUCUGCUGAAGAUCACUGAUCCAAUAUCGCAUACGCAAGAAUUCUUUUUCUUUUUAACUUGUACACAAUCUCUAAGAAUGCUCCAAAUUUUUUUGUUGUUGUUUAAACACUUACUGUAAUAUAAAUGAUUAUUUGUGAUCGUUCUUAAUCUUGUUAUUACAUAGAAAUGUUUUUUAAGAUUUUCAAACCAA